This is a messenger RNA of Alternaria postmessia, 1215 nucleotides long. RefSeq lists its product as uncharacterized. The record is from RefSeq and is a predicted model, not a curated record. Gene Ontology annotation, molecular function: oxidoreductase activity. The transcript is spliced from 6 exons. Bases 1 to 1215 code for a protein of 404 amino acids. Lineage: Eukaryota; Fungi; Ascomycota; Dothideomycetes; Pleosporales; Pleosporaceae.
AUGCUCGCCUUUUUCGCUCAAGUCUUGCUCAUUGUCUCAGGCGCACUUGCGGUGCCAGUGGAGAACGCUGGAAACUCAGCAACCGUAGGCAAGAUACGAGGCGUUCGCGAUCCGAUCUACCAUCUGUAUCUCCAGGCCAACUCUAAAAAUGCAUCCAUACCCGUCCUGGGCCCCGAAACUGCAGCUGACGAAUUUACUAUUGGUGGCACAAUUCAAUCGAAGAAGACAAGUCUGUACCUGAACAUAGCGACCACGUCGACAAGCUACAAGCCAUUGGUAUGGGGGACGACUGGGGAUACGACAGCAUGGGGGUUGGAGGGUGACACCAUUAUAACUGUACAAGGUAGCAGCUACGGUCGGCGAGUCGUGACCGGCGCGAACAAGGGCAUUGGACGCGCAAUCGUCCAGCAGCUAGCCCUCCAAUAUCCCAAGUCGCCGCUUAACAGCGGACCCUUUUUGAUUUACCUGACAGCUCGUGAUCAAGGCAGGGGAGAAGCUGCCGUCAAGGACCUGGAGCAAGAUGCGCAGCUCAAGGAGGCAAAGGCAUUGAAGGCCGACGGAGGGCUAUCGGAGAUUAAAUUCCACUUGCUUGAUAUCACGAGCAGCAGCAGCAUCAAAACCCUCGCAGACCACUUGAAGCAGGCGCACGGAGAUGGCAUUGACUUUGUCAUCAACAACGCGGGAAUUGCCAUGGAUGGCUUUAACGCCGAUAUUGUCAAGACAACCCUCGACUGCAACUACUACAAGACGCUCGAGGCAUGCCACGCUUUCCUUCCCCUCCUGAAGCCCACGGGCCGCAUCGUAAACCUCGGCAGCAUGGCUGGUAAACUCAACAAGUACUCCGAAGAAGUCCGUAACCGCUUCCUCGCCUCCAAGACCGAGGAAGAUGUCACAGAGAUCAUGAAGGAGUUCGUUUCUGCUGUGGAGGCUGGCAAAGAGAAGGACGCUGGAUUUCCUAGUGCAGGUUAUGCUGUGAGCAAGGCGGGAAUAAUUGGAGGCACACGAGCGCUGGCCAGACAGGAGAAGGAAAAGGGAAGCAAAGUGUUGAUCAACGUCUGCUGUCCUGGCUACGUCAAUACCGAUAUGACGAAAGGCAACGGAACACGAACUGUAGAAGAAGGAGCUCAAACGCCGGUGCUGCUUGCAAUCCAUGACAUUCAGAACAAGACGGGUAGCUUCUGGCAGUACGAGAAGGAGAUCGACUGGGUUGGAUAG